Scleropages formosus (Asian bonytongue) is the source of this 3225-nucleotide messenger RNA. Its product is annotated as GRAM domain-containing protein 2A-like. The transcript has 12 exons. NCBI's taxonomy places the organism in Eukaryota, Metazoa, Chordata, Actinopteri, Osteoglossiformes, Osteoglossidae. Gene Ontology annotation, molecular function: phosphatidylinositol-4,5-bisphosphate binding. Gene Ontology annotation, biological process: regulation of store-operated calcium entry. The record is from RefSeq and is a predicted model, not a curated record. The coding region runs from base 760 to 1731 and encodes 323 amino acids. Gene Ontology annotation, cellular component: endoplasmic reticulum membrane; organelle membrane contact site.
AGCAGCUGCGUCGGUCUGGGGGCCCUGAGAUCCCUGCUGGUGGGGGUCCAGGCCCAGCUGCACAUGCGCCUUUGUUUUUCUCUGUUUUGGUCACACACACCCUGCUGGUGUCAUGCAGUGUGUAGAUGAUCUCUCAGUGGUCACUAUAGUAGUGGGCUAAGGUGACUUUCUGUGUGGGAAUCGUACUCCAAGAUGCUUGGCACCUUACGCAUCCUGGUAAUUUUUGUAGUAUCGGUUCAGGGUAAACACCUUGAUCGGGGGUGUUACAGCAGGAAUGGGGAUUCGAACCUGGAUCUGGCCACAAGGUAACAGCUCUAACCAUCAGUCCACCUGCUGCUCUGAUUUCUUUACAGGGUCGACAUGAGGAGUUAAAAUGCCGUCUUCUUCACUCUGGACUGUUAUGUGUAGAGUGUCACUGGAAAGAAUGAUAAAUGAAUUAUUAAACAUGGAUUAUGGGAAGGCUGGUAGAGAGCUGUGACGCCAGUCAGCGUACGUACGGGCGAAGUUACUCUGCACCUACGCGCGCUGUCGUUGCGCUCUGUCCUGUCGGGAGGACGUGCGCGCUCUCGCGGAACGGGAUCGCCGCCGGCGAAGCGGGGCACGAGGGACUGCCUAGCGCGGGCGGCGAGGCGGAGCGCGGGACCUUCGGAGGAGUCGAAGCUCGAGGCGCGCGGCGCGUGACGAGUCUCCCGCUUCCCCGAGACUGUGGAGGAUAAUGAGGAGAUUCGCGGGAGGACCCGGAGUCUGAGGUGAAAGACCAUGAGCGACCACCAGGAGCAAAGCGAAGACAUCGGAACCAUGCCUCCCCAGGACCUCCCAGAUCCCCCUAAGGAGGAUGAACCCCAGAACAACCCCACCUUGAAGUACCAGCUAAUUGACGACCUGCCAUAUGAAGACGUCAAAAAAUGUUACCGCGAGUCUACAGUCACCAAAUACAACUCGCAGUACCACAAGCUGUUCCAGAAUGUUCCCAAGGAGGAGAUCCUUAUGAAAGUGUAUUCCUGUGCCCUCCUUCGGGACAUUCUUCUGCAGGGCCGCCUCUACAUCUCCAGGAACUGGCUGUGCUUCUAUGCCAACCUCUUUGGCAAGGACAUCAAGGCGGCCAUUCCUGUUGUAUCUGUGCGACUGGUAAAGAAACAUAAGACGGCUGGUCUGGUUCCAAACGGGUUGGCCAUUACCACAGACACGGGUCAAAAGUAUGUCUUUGUGUCCCUCCUGUCCCGGGACAGUGUGUAUGAUGUGCUGAGGAGGAUUUGCACACACCUACAGGUCAAUGGGAAGAAAAGCCUUGGAGUCAAGCAAUACAUGGAAGAACCAAGCUCCUUGUCCAUGGAUGAGUUCCCCACCACAGACGAGUUUCCGGUUGCACACGAGUUCCCACCGGUCCUAAAGUGGCGACGGAAACCGUCGGUCAGUGCUGUAUCAUCCUCUUUGCCAGACCUCCUGGGUAACUCAUCCAGCAGCCUGAGUGCCAUGGAUGGGCCAUUCCCUGCAGAAACGGUGCUCAAAGAAAGGGGUCUGGACAAGGAGAAGGCUCUCCUGGCUGAGCCAGUUCCCGAACUGGGCCAGAUGGAGUACCAGCUUCUCAAAUUCUUCAUCCUACUCAUUAUCCUGCUCAUCAUGUCCUCCUGUUACUUGGCUUUCCGUGUCUGCAGCCUGGAACAGCAACUGUCCUUCCUCAAUGCCAACCCCGGUCUGCCUGUGAGGAAAAGUCUGUCCUUUGCCAGGUAACCCUGGCACCGUGUCGAGUGUCCAUGAGAGAGCAGCGUUCAGCGCACGCAAAUCUGUUUGCCGUCGUUUCUAUUGCAGUCACACUCUACUCCUGUGCUGGAGCAGUUUCUUCCUUGGCAGUAGUAGCAUGAUGGGAGGAGGCCUGGAGGAGAACUCAUCCAUGGGCUAGUGAAACCGACAUGGCAAUUCUUGCUCCUCUCUGGAUGGGUGCAGUGACUUGACACACCCCCCUUCCCAAGUCUUGUGCAUCGAAAUUGACUGCGCACAGGCCCUUGUCAACUGGCCAUCAUCUGACCAUCAGCUGCUUUCUUCUGAAAGGAUGUCAGUUCCUGCUUGUCAGUCCCUGCUCUAGUACAAAUGGCCUUUAGUGUUUUUUAAUAUUCAUCUUCUAUAUUUUAUGCUUAUAGUCCUGGCACUGUGUGCCAGAUUUUCUGCUGGAGUGCAGCCUCUAAACGUCAGUAGUGGAAUGAGGAAUCUUCAUCUGCCGGCCAUGAACUGUGUCCAUCAGUUUUAUUCAGUAGGUACUGUGUGUACACCACUACUAGACCGCUAUAAUCCCCCGUUUUUCACCGUGGACCAGGCGAAGUUGUCUCCUCUUGACUGUAACCACUCGUCAAACAAUAUGGCCAUGCGAGACUUUCAGUCCUCCUUCUGAUACAUCUUCUCAAACCCCUUGGUCACUAUGGUACUAAUGUGUUUGCUCAAGUGGCAAACUCCUGUGAAUGUAAAAGAACUGCAAUGCCGAAUGUGUUUAAAGGGGGAACUUGCACCUCCAGUAAAGACGAUGGUUAUCUGUUUACCGGACCCCUUCAAAGUACACAAACUCUCCAUGGUGAAGAGAAUGUCAGUAAAGAUGAUGUGCAGUUGCUGUCUCCACUGCAGAAUAACUUUCUGAAAACUAAACUGAGUGAUCACGAGCAAAAUUGACUGAAUAAGAAGAGUGGUUAGCAAACUCCAUGUAAUCACACAAGACGGUAAUGUUAGAGGGAACCAUGUUGGCUGCGAAGCCCACAUGCAUUGGGGAUGUGAUAACAGUCUGUGGAACAGUGCUAAAGAGCAUCAGUCUAUUUGUUGGCGCACGUUGGGCUGUCAGUCAGGAGAGGGUACAUGUGCAAUGGAAGUACUUGAAACAGAAUCAGGCAUUUCAGUCUGGCACCAGUGGGCUGGAUGACAGUUCACUCCUAUUUUGCUUUAGAGAACUGACCUGCAUCCGCUGCGAGUGUUGAGUCACAUGUGAAGUUGAGGCACGGAGGUGGAGUGUUCAGCUACUUAUCUCUGUAUUUAUUUGUGUGAUUGCUUUUUACAUUAGGAAGAACUUUUUUUUGCAAAACCUAUCUGUCAGUCCACUUAAACUGUAAACCUAUGCAAUGACCACACCAGUAUAUAACUGUGAGAGGGUAGUAAUUAAUAAAGCGCUUAAUUGCCAUGCACUGUGAUUGGAUCAGAGUUCUGUCAUUUAGAAAUGAGAGGUCUGACCCCCCCCCCCCCCCCCCC